Molecule: messenger RNA, 3723 nt
Organism: Carlito syrichta (Philippine tarsier)
Lineage: Eukaryota; Metazoa; Chordata; Mammalia; Primates; Tarsiidae
Gene: SPATA13
Product: spermatogenesis associated 13
Exons: 12
Biological process (GO): lamellipodium assembly; filopodium assembly
Cellular component (GO): cytoplasm
Molecular function (GO): protein binding; guanyl-nucleotide exchange factor activity
Source: RefSeq, a predicted model, not a curated record
AUGACCACGACCCAGAAUGGCCAUGGGCGAGGCGCUGUGUCCACAUGUCCCGCCUCCCACCCAAAAGACCCCAGGAUGGUGACCUCCAUGGCGUGUCAGAACGGAGGCUGCGGCAGUGACGCAGAGGCCCAGGAGGCCAGACUCAGCCCGGCCAAGCUGGUGCGCAUUUUCUCUGUGAGCCGGAGGAGAGCAGGUGCCCAGCCCGAGCGACCACGCUCACUGGUCCUGGUGGGUGGCUCGUCCACCUGGAAUGCCCUGGCCUCCUUCCGGAAGAUGGGCUCGUUCAAGAAGCUCAAGUCCUCUGUCCUGCAGGGCAUCCAGACCCGAGAGGGCUCAGACGCCUUCUCCAAGGAGGACGCCCCGGAGCCCGACCCGGGAAGACCCACCCCAAAUGGCACCGUCGUGAGUGUCCAGGCCAGCAGGUGUGCCUCCUGGGGACAGGGCCAAGCGGGAGCCGGGGGCGCAUCUGACGGCUCAGACCCCGAGGACACAGAUGAUGCCUUCCAGAGGAGCACUCACCGCUCACGCAGCAUCCGCAGGGCAUACGGUCUAGGCCGCAUCAGCUUGCUGGACACCGACGGGCCGGCAACCCAGGGCCCCGCGCCACCUGUGUCCCCUGCUGGCCAGGAGCCCCCUGUGUGUGAGAUCCUGGUGAAGGAUGCUCAGAACCACGGCCUGGUGUGCCGAAGGAGCAAAAGCACAGACAGCCUGAGCUUCCUCAAGAAGAGCUCCUUCAAGCGCAAGUCCACCUCCAACCUGGCUGAGCUCCGGGGGACGCCAGAUGCCCAGGGGCCCCGGCGGACCCUCAGCAGUUCCUCCGCGGACUCCGAGAAGCUCGGGGGGCCCGAGAGGAGGACCAGGCGCUGGAGGAGCCCGAUCCGGGCCAAGGACUUCGACAGGGUCCUGAGACUGGUGAGCAACGUGACGGAUGCGGCCUGGAAGAGGGAGGGACCCAAGGGCGCGGCCCCGGCCCCCGGCGAUGCCAACCCCGGGCUGCGACUGCAGAGCCGGCUGCAUGACGACUACUCCCGACGGGUGUCCAGCAGCUCCGAGCAGGACCGGAGGCGGGUCUCCGGCCUCACUCCAGGUCCCCGCGUGGACGUGGUCACGGCCAUUCCCCUCGAAGCCAGAGGCUUGCGGGCGUCGGAGAGUGGCAGUCCUUGUGCCGAGAGCUUCUCCCCGAGCCCGGUGGCCCAGGAAGUGUCCAAUGGGGACUCCAAUGACCCGAGCGCUGGCAGCCAGUUGACAUCUGACCCCGAGCAGCCCCCCAGCCCGCGGAGGCCCACCACGCCCAAGCCCCAGAGCCCUCAGAGCCCGGGGGCGGGGAGCACCAAGCGUCCCAGCAGUCAUAGUGCGCUGUCCCUGAGCUCGGUGGACAGUGAAGGAAGAGCAGAGGGGCCUGCCCAGAGAGAGCCGGGGCCCGAGGCCUUGCUGGACCUGGGUGGUGGGGACCGUGAGGACUUUCUGCGGAGCCCUGGAGCGGCCAGUCCAGGAGAUGAGGAGGUAAGGGUUUUCACCGAGGAGCCCUGGAGGCGAGGACCGUCCCAGGAGGAGGAGAGCACGGAGGCGCAGAGGCUCACCCGGAGGACAUGGGGCUCUGGGUGGCGGUCCAGGCCACGGCCACUCUCCGACUACGGCCAGCCGGCCAGCCGCAGUCUGUCCAUCCCCGAAGACGCGGUUGCCGUGGAUCCCCAGGAGGAGGAGGACUGUGUGGACGGGGACCCCCAGGCGGGCGAGACCUCCGGCGGCCCCGUGGGCCAGAAUGCUCCCUCGGGCUGCCCCAGGGGGCCCCGGAGACGCCGCCCCAUGUCGGUGAUUGGUGGGGUCAGCUUCUAUGGGAACAGCCAGAUGGAAGAAAUGGACACUCUACUGAGCCAACCGGCUGCCAGGCCGCCCCUGCCGGCACACCAGGUGCCGCCCUACAAGGCCGUGUCCGCCCGCUUCCGGCCCUUCGCACUGUCCCAGAGCACCCCCAUCGGGCUGGACCGCGUGGGACGCCGGCGACAGAUGAGAGCGUCCAACGUUUCUUCGGAUGGAGGGGCAGAGUCCUGUGCCCUGGUGGAUGACAAUGGCAGUGAAGAGGACUUCAGCUAUGAAGACCUCUGCCAGGCCAACCCUCGGUACCUGCAGCCGGGCGGGGAGCAGCUGGCCAUUAACGAGCUGAUUAAUGACGGGAGUGUGGUCUGCGCGGAGGCCCUGUGGGACCAUGUGACCAUGGACGACCAGGAACUGGGCUUCAAGGCCGGGGAUGUCAUUCAGGUUCUGGAAGCUUCUAACAAGGACUGGUGGUGGGGCCGGAAUGAAGACAAGGAGGCCUGGUUCCCCGCGAGCUUCGUCAGGGUGAGUGCGGGCACUGGGUUCCUGUCUGGGUAACGCCUGAGUCAUCAGGAGCUGUCGGAGAGCUCCAGUGGCCAGCGGGGCGAGGGCCCGGGCGCAGAGGCCAGCCAGGGCCGCCACCGACCCUGUGAGAGCCAGCACCAGAUGCGGACCAACGUCAUCCGGGAGAUCAUGGACACCGAGCGUGUGUACAUCAAGCACCUCAGGGACAUAUGUGAGGGCUACAUCCGCCAGUGCCGCAAGCACACGGGCAUGUUCUCCGUCGCGCAGCUGGCCACCAUCUUCGGAAACAUCGAAGACAUCUACAGAUUCCAGAGGACGUUUCUGAAAGACCUGGAGAGACGGUACAACAAGGAGGAACCGCACCUGAGCGAGAUCGGCUCCUGCUUUCUCCAGCACCAAGAGGGCUUUGCCAUCUACUCUGAGUACUGCAACAACCACCCGGGCGCCUGCCUGGAGCUGGCGGGCCUCAUGAAGCAGGGCCGCUACCGCCACUUCUUCGAGGCCUGCCGUCUGCUGCAGCAGAUGAUUGACAUUGCCAUCGACGGCUUCUUGCUCACGCCUGUGCAGAAGAUCUGCAAGUACCCGCUGCAGCUGGCUGAGCUGCUCAAGUACACCACGCAGGAACACGGCGAUUACAACAACAUAAAGGCGGCCUACGAGGCCAUGAAGCACGUGGCCUGCCUCAUCAACGAGCGCAAGCGCAAGCUGGAGAGCAUAGACAAGAUCGCGUGCUGGCAGGUGUCCAUUGUGGGCUGGGAGGGACGGGACAUCCUGGACCGGAGUUCCGAGCUGAUCCACUCCGGGGAGCUGACCAAAGUCACCCGGCAGGGCAGGAGCCAGCAGCGGACGUUCUUCCUGUUUGACCACCAGCUGGUGUCCUGCAAGAAGGACUUGCUGCGCAGGGACAUGCUGUACUACAAGGGCCGGAUGGACAUGGACGACAUGGAGCUGGCGGACCUGGAGGACGGGCGCGACAAGGACUGGGGUCUGGUGGUGAGGAACGCCUUUAAGCUCGUCAGCAGGACCACGGGCGAGGCGCACCUGUUCUGCGCCAAGAAGCAGGAGGACAAGGCGCGGUGGCUGCAGGCCUGUGCGGACGAGAGGAGGCGGGUGCAGGAGGACCAGGAGAUGGGAAUGGAAAUUCCAGAAAACCAGAAGAAACUCGCCAUGUUGAACGCUCAGAAGUCAGGACAAGGCAAGUCAAAAGGCUACAGCGGCUGCCCCGCGGUCCCGCCGCACCAGGGCCUGCACCCCCUCCAGCAGCGCCACGUGACGGUGCCCACCAGUGUGCCCCAGCAGCAGGUGUUCGCGCUGGCCGAGCCCAAAAGGAAGCCCUCUCUGUUCUGGCACACCUUCCACAAGCUCACGCCCUUCCGGAAGUAA